AUGCAAGACAUGCCUAUGCAAGACACAACGAAGAAGGGCGCCUCAAAAACCCAGACCAGGAGUGAUAUAGGAAAACAGGACGACAGCGGACUGGGCCCCAAUCAGCUCUUGGGAGAACACAUGGAUGCCACCGGUAACCCUGUCGCCGAUUCCACCUGGGGUACCAAACAUAAGAAGCCCACCGAUGUGCUCGACGAUGAGGCAGACCUCUACAGCGCCAUGAAUGCUGAAACUGCCGACUUUGACUAG
Penicillium nucicola is the source of this 249-nucleotide messenger RNA. RefSeq lists its product as uncharacterized. The record is from RefSeq and is a predicted model, not a curated record. The coding region runs from base 1 to 249 and encodes 82 amino acids. The transcript has a single exon. Lineage: Eukaryota; Fungi; Ascomycota; Eurotiomycetes; Eurotiales; Aspergillaceae.